This is a messenger RNA of Mytilus trossulus (common blue mussel), 562 nucleotides long. RefSeq lists its product as uncharacterized. The coding region runs from base 78 to 500 and encodes 140 amino acids. The record is from RefSeq and is a predicted model, not a curated record. Lineage: Eukaryota; Metazoa; Mollusca; Bivalvia; Mytilida; Mytilidae. Gene Ontology annotation, molecular function: calcium ion binding. The transcript is spliced from 7 exons.
AAUACACCUUCAACCAUUGUGACAUUAACCAUUUGUGAUCAAUAUUUUAAGAAAGAGGAGAAUAUUGUAAAAUCAGAAUGAAACUGAUACUUGCUUUGUCUCUGUUUCUUGGAUAUGUCACUUGUCAGACUAUCCAUGGUCAUGAACUGAAAGUAUUGGCUCAGAGUCAGUUUAAUGGCUUUGAUCACAAUCACAAUGGUAUUCUAGAGAUGGACGAAUUUGAAGCUUCUGUCCAUGGCACUGACACCAAUGGUGAUGGAAACGUAACUUGUGCUGAAUAUGCCGCUGCAACUUCUCAGCCACAUGCUCUAGCACUUGAGAUUUUCCACCAUUAUGAUCAAGAUGGAGAUUGUAUCAUGAGUCAUGCAGAUGCAUUGGCUACACUUCGUCAAAUCGACUCAAACGGUGAUGGAACUGUGAAUGAACACGAGUUUGAACAUUAUUACACACAGAUAAUGAAGCAUCUUGGACAUAUUCCUCACGGCCAUAAUGGAAGAUAAGGUGGGAGGAUCCAAGUCUACCUCUGUAUAAAAGUUUUAGUUAUUAAAUAUGUUUCGGUUGA